Molecule: messenger RNA, 4290 nt
Organism: Zalophus californianus (California sea lion)
Lineage: Eukaryota; Metazoa; Chordata; Mammalia; Carnivora; Otariidae
Gene: MID1
Product: midline 1
Exons: 18
Coding region: 1038-3041 (667 amino acids)
Molecular function (GO): protein binding; zinc ion binding
Source: RefSeq, a predicted model, not a curated record
AGAGCGAGGCUCUCUGCUAUAGCUCCUUUAAGCCGCAGAAGGGUUGCUUUAGAGGUGUCCAGAACUGCGGCCAACUCUGGAGAUCCCAAAAUGAACAAAUCAAGGUUCCGGCUCCCAAGGCCUUCUUAACUGGGUGUGUGGACUUGAAGGCAAUUGGUGAGGCUGUUGGUGGGGACCAUGCCCCACCCAUUCCAUGGACUCUGAGACUGGCUCCAUGUCCAGCAUAUGUUGUAGCAAAAUCAACAAAUGCUUUGGUGAAUGGACUUCCAUUGAAGAUGAUAAAGGGGUUGUUUGCUACCUCAUUUAACGUGAACUGAGCCAGCACAGGCAGAAAGAGGAAUCCACGGGCGGAGUAUUGCCGUGCUAAGCACUGAGCCACCCAAGGUGACAGAGGAGUAUGUGCCCUGAUGUGGUUUGAGGCCCACCUGCAAGAGGUCCUCUGUGCAAACCCAUGUAUCCCCAGAAAACAUUCAGUGGCUGUAGCUGGAUGAGUUCUCAUCUCUGCUGUAUGCAAGCAAGCCCAGCUAGGUCUCUAGGCCAUCUGGAUGCCACCCACUGAGAGUCUUUUCAGGACUUAGUGACUUGGUACUGCUUAUUUCCGCCUUCUCUGAGAAUGGAGCCUCAGAGUAGAGACCAGAUCGAAAAGUCUGAAAACUCUCUUUUGCUUCUGGAACCAUGAAAGCAGGAUCUCUUCCAGGAUGCCACAGUACAGUUGAUGGUCAUGUCUCCUUUUGGCUGUGACAGUUACUCAGACUUUCCUUAUUUUUGAUGACCUUGACAGUUUUUUUGAAGAGUACUGGUCAGGGUCAGUUUUGGCUGAGGAAUGAAGACAAUGGCCACCACAUUCCAAGAUACCACCAGGACAGUAAUUCUCAGUUGACCGUGGAAAACCUGAAGGGAAGAGUCACUGACAUGGAAGGAGUACCUAUUCACACUGGACAAUCUGCUUCGUGGAGAAAUCUUGAGGAACAUUGUUUUAAGAUAGCUGAUCAGCUUCCUUGGAUUUUGCUGAUGACCCAGGAGAGCUUUGCCUGAAGAUGGAAACGCUGGAGUCGGAGCUGACCUGCCCUAUUUGUCUGGAGCUCUUUGAGGACCCUCUCCUGCUACCCUGUGCACACAGCCUCUGCUUCAACUGCGCCCACCGCAUCCUGGUGUCACACUGCGCCACCAACGAGUCUGUGGAGUCCAUCACCGCCUUCCAGUGCCCCACCUGCCGACAUGUCAUCACGCUCAGCCAGCGAGGUCUAGACGGACUCAAGCGCAACGUCACCCUGCAGAACAUCAUCGACAGGUUCCAGAAGGCAUCCGUGAGCGGGCCCAAUUCCCCUAGCGAGACCCGCCGGGAGCGGGCAUUCGACGCCAACACCAUGACCUCCGCCGAGAAAGUUCUCUGCCAGUUCUGUGACCAGGAUCCUGCCCAGGAUGCUGUGAAGACCUGUGUCACUUGUGAAGUGUCCUACUGUGAUGAGUGUCUGAAAGCCACUCACCCAAACAAGAAGCCCUUUACAGGCCAUCGUCUGAUUGAGCCAAUUCCGGACUCACACAUCCGGGGGCUGAUGUGCCUGGAGCAUGAGGAUGAGAAGGUGAAUAUGUACUGUGUGACUGAUGACCAGUUAAUCUGUGCCUUGUGUAAACUGGUUGGGCGGCACCGAGAUCAUCAGGUGGCAGCUUUGAGUGAGCGCUAUGACAAAUUGAAGCAAAACUUGGAGAGUAACCUCACCAGCCUUAUCAAGAGGAACACGGAACUGGAGACCCUUUUGGCUAAACUCAUCCAAACCUGUCAGCAUGUGGAGGUCAAUGCAUCACGUCAAGAAGCCAAAUUGAUGGAGGAGUGUGAUCUUCUCAUUGAGAUCAUUCAGCAGAGACGACAGAUUAUUGGAACCAAGAUCAAAGAAGGGAAGGUGAUGAGGCUUCGCAAACUGGCUCAGCAGAUUGCAAACUGCAAGCAGUGCAUCGAGCGGUCCGCGUCCCUCAUCUCCCAGGCGGAACACUCUCUGAAGGAGAAUGAUCAUGCGCGGUUCCUACAGACAGCUAAGAAUAUCACCGAGAGAGUCUCCAUGGCAACUGCAUCAUCCCAGGUCCUAAUUCCUGAAAUCAACCUCAAUGACACAUUUGACACCUUUGCCUUAGAUUUUUCCCGAGAGAAGAAAUUGCUAGAAUGUCUGGAUUACCUUACAGCUCCCAACCCUCCCACGAUUAGAGAAGAGCUCUGCACCGCUUCCUAUGACACCAUCACCGUUCAUUGGACCUCCGAUGAUGAGUUCAGUGUGGUUUCCUAUGAGCUCCAGUACACCAUAUUCACCGGACAAGCCAACGUUGUUAGUCUGUGUAACUCUGCCGAUAGCUGGAUGAUUGUGCCCAACAUCAAGCAGAACCACUACACGGUCCAUGGUCUGCAGAGUGGCACCAAGUACAUCUUCAUCGUCAAGGCCAUCAACCAGGCGGGCAGCCGCAGCAGUGAGCCUGGGAAGUUGAAGACAAACAGCCAGCCAUUUAAACUGGACCCCAAGUCUGCACACCGAAAGCUGAAGGUGUCCCACGAUAACUUGACAGUAGAACGUGAUGAGUCAUCCUCCAAAAAGAGCCACACGCCCGAGCGCUUCACCAGCCAAGGGAGCUAUGGCGUAGCUGGAAAUGUGUUCAUUGAUAGCGGUCGGCAUUACUGGGAAGUGGUCAUAAGUGGGAGCACAUGGUAUGCCAUCGGCCUUGCUUACAAAUCGGCCCCGAAGCAUGAGUGGAUUGGGAAGAACUCUGCUUCCUGGGCACUGUGCCGCUGUCACAAUAACUGGGUGGUGAGACACAACAGCAAGGAAACCCCCAUCGAGCCAGCCCCCCACCUCCGGCGCGUCGGCAUCCUGCUGGACUAUGACAAUGGUUCCAUCGCCUUCUACGAUGCUUUGAACUCCAUCCACCUCUACACCUUCGACAUCACCUUCUCGCAGCCUGUGUGCCCCACCUUCACAGUGUGGAACAAGUGCUUGACCAUUAUAACUGGCCUUCCCAUCCCAGACCAUCUGGACUGCACAGAGCAGGCGCCAUGAGCACCUGGCCACAUGGAGCUGCUUUCUGGGGCAUAAAAGGGUCGUGGCCACCAUUUCAGGGACAGAGAAAGCACAGGCUUCCAGAGUGUGAUUAAAUGUCGCCAAAAAGUGUCCAGAAACAUCGACUAUGAUAGGACUCAACAUAGGCGAUUCUCCCCUUUUACUGUCUUUUGUAUUAAGUACAUGCUUUAAUAAUUUCUUCAAAUUUGUCCUGUGUUUGCAGGAAAAUUUAUAGAUUAUUUAUGAAAGAAACAUAACCGGAAUUACAACCCUUAGACAUGAUCUGGUUUUGCACAUUAAGAGGCCCAGAAGUUUGCCAGCUCUUUACAACAACCUUUGUGUCAUCACGCUCCGUGGGCUUGAGAAAAACAAAUCUUUUGUAGUUUCGUACGCUCAUUCAGCUUCUCACAUCGUCGUGUCAUACUGAUCCCAUCUUGGGUCCUGUCGCCUCGACGGUGCCUAACAGAAUAUGCAGUUACCUUAAAAAAAAAAAAAAAAGUUUUGAACCUAGUAGGGCAGCAACCGGGCUUUCUUAGUCUGCUUUAUUUUGAAGUGUUUUCAGUGUGAUGUCAAAACCGUCUUGGAUCAACUAGAACGGAGAGCAAGAGGGAGAGCGGAAAGAAUUGACUUAAAAAAUUGAUGUUAAGAAUUGACGUUAAGAAUUGACAUUAAGAAUUGACGUUAAGAAUGAGCUUGCCAUUGAAAAUAGUCACUUUGAAUCCUACUGAUUAUUCAGAACGUCAGAGGCUGAUUUGUCUUUGAUCGGAAGUAGGGUUCUGUUUCGUGACCUAAAUCUAUUUCAUUCUCUUCCUUUUAAUAGUUUCUUCAGGCCUGUGACAUUGCUUUGCUACAUUUGAUAGCUGUCCUAGCUCCCUCUCCCCCAAAUCAGUUUUCUUUUGUUGCUGGGGCUGAGGAAGUAAACAUUUUCUGUUAGAAAUGGCAGCACCACUUUGGAUUGACUUUGCUCUCCAGGACAUCAACACAUGGCCCUGACUGUCUCUACCACGUCCAAAUAUGACCCACCCCAAAACACUUAAUAUUUAUGAGUUGGUAAUGACAAGGGACAUUGCAUAAAGUACUCUUUACUAGUAUACGUGCCUCGAAAGUUAUAAACAGACUUUUAUUAAACACAUCUCGAAAGAUGUAGCGGUCCCUCUGUAUUCUAGUAUAGUUCACUAUAGAGUUGUAAAACAAAAAACAAAAAAACAAAACAAAAAAAGAACAAAACAAACAAACAAACAAAAAAAAA